Lobosporangium transversale is the source of this 594-nucleotide messenger RNA. RefSeq lists its product as hypothetical. Lineage: Eukaryota; Fungi; Mortierellomycota; Mortierellomycetes; Mortierellales; Mortierellaceae. Bases 1 to 594 code for a protein of 197 amino acids. Gene Ontology annotation, biological process: autophagy; autophagosome assembly. The record is from RefSeq and is a predicted model, not a curated record. Gene Ontology annotation, cellular component: phagophore assembly site. The transcript has 6 exons.
AUGAGUCACUAUCAGCCUGCGACCUUUCCAGUGGACCUGACAGUGGAAAGAGGUUUGCUUAAAGACGUACUGCGGGCCAUUCUUCACACUAUUCUCUUUCACCGUGUUUUCGCCAAUAUCAAACCAAAGGACAUGGAUAUCCUCAACAUUACCAUUCCUAUAAUCGAUGAUCCAGAAAUUGAGAAACUAGUUGAGGAGAAGAUCGCAGUGUUCGCCAAAGCCGUCGAUGCCAAUCCGCAGAGCAAGGGACAGAUUGGAGUCAUGUUUUAUGAGAAGCGGACAAAGCGAGCAUGGUUCAGUUCUACAUCAUCAGAAGUCUGUUGGGAGCAAUGGGGAAUUACUCUUAACGUUGUCACCAACAUCAAUGAAAAAGACAAGCAACGAUCGAUUAAAAACAUGGAAAAGGCAUUAUCAGCAUUAUUUCUCAAUAUUCUCCGCACAGUCAACGAACACAAGGACCACAUUCCACCGAUCACCACCAGCGAUGGAAAUCCAUUUCCUUAUCAGAUUGUUAUACCAACAACAAAUGAUACUUGGGGAUCCAUGUUCAAGCGCAUUCUCGACACCUCAGCCUCAUCUUCACCCAGCAUAUAG